Molecule: messenger RNA, 2005 nt
Organism: Ficedula albicollis (Collared flycatcher)
Lineage: Eukaryota; Metazoa; Chordata; Aves; Passeriformes; Muscicapidae
Gene: DERL2
Product: derlin 2
Exons: 6
Coding region: 239-925 (228 amino acids)
Biological process (GO): endoplasmic reticulum unfolded protein response
Cellular component (GO): Hrd1p ubiquitin ligase ERAD-L complex; endoplasmic reticulum membrane
Molecular function (GO): misfolded protein binding; ubiquitin-specific protease binding
Source: RefSeq, a predicted model, not a curated record
AGGCACCGCCCCAGCUCAGAGCCGGGUCAGCCCAGCCCAGCCCAGUCCCGCCCCGCCCAGCCCGGGGCCCAGCUCAGCCCCGAGGGCCCCCUGAGUGAGGGGAUUCCGAAACAGGAGGUGCAAAGCACGAAUAAAUAACAACAGCGCCAGCGGGUUGAUGUACUGAGGCUCCCACUUGCCAGAAAACUAACAGUGCUGACUGGGGACUUACUGGGCUCUUUUUGGGUUGCUGGUUUGGAUGUGUAUUUUUUUUUUUCCUUGUAUUGAUCCUUUCAAAAUGUUCUCUUCUUUUUUUCAGCAAUUAGAACUUAUCACGCCCUUCCAGCUGUAUUUCAAUCCUGAGUUAAUAUUUAAGCACUUUCAAAUAUGGAGGUUAAUCACAAACUACUUGUUCUUUGGACCAGUUGGCUUUAAUUUUUUAUUUAAUAUGAUCUUUUUAUACCGGUACUGCCGCAUGCUCGAGGAAGGCUCUUUCCGGGGUCGGACGGCAGAUUUUGUAUUUAUGUUCCUUUUUGGAGGACUUUUAAUGACUCUUUUUGGGCUGUUUGUGAACUUGGUGUUCCUGGGCCAGGCUUUCACCAUCAUGCUGGUGUACGUGUGGAGCCGCAGGAAUCCCUAUGUCCGCAUGAACUUCUUCGGUCUCCUCAUCUUCCAAGCACCAUUCCUCCCCUGGGUGUUGAUGGGCUUUUCACUGCUUCUGGGGAACUCCAUCAUUGUGGAUCUCCUGGGCAUUGCUGUUGGGCAUAUAUAUUUUUUCUUAGAGGAUGUCUUUCCCAAUCAGCCUGGUGGUGGGAGGCUCCUGAGAACACCAUCUGUCCUGAAAGCAAUAUUUGACACGCCCGAGGACGACCCCAAUUAUAACCCCUUGCCCGAGGAGCGGCCAGGGGGGUUUGCGUGGGGAGAGGGGCAGCGCCUCGGGGGAUAAAUCAGGGGCUGUGCCAAAACCCAGCCCCCCCUGGGAGAGACUGGCUGAGUCCAGCCCCAUGGGGGCACUCUCCCUCCCCAGCACAGAGAGGAUUCUCUGACAGCUCUAUGGUUUGGAUACAAGCACUUUAUGGAACGGCAGCCGCACCCAAGGCACUGCCAGCGCCUUUCCCAAUCAGGGAGAUCAUUGUGCUGGACAUCAUCUGAAUCCAGUGGAGCCAAAAAUGUAAAACUGGAAACAGUUUGCUGUUGACUUCAGCUAACAAGGCCACACAAGUACUUGUUUAAAGUCAUUUCUAAAGCGGUUUUUUCAAGUUAUUUGAUACAUGAAACUCUAUGGGAAACUUUACAGGGGACAAACCCAACGUUUUGGGUUUUAGAUAAUUUUUUUUUUAUUCUUGGAUAAAACAACUACAAGAUGAUUGAAAGGCUAAGUCACUGUUUUAAUGGCAAAAGGUUUUUUAAUCUGAGGUGCUGCUGUCUCCACUCGUCUUUGAAUUGCAGGAACACAACAUGCAACAUAAUGCAGCUUUUCACACUUAGUUGGGUUUUUGGAAUGUUUUGCAGGCCAAGGUGUCAUUUUGGGGUUUUUUUCCCCCAAGGACUGUGUGUUCAGGUGCCCAGUUUUCAGGCUGGUGGUUAAAUAGAUGUGCCUGCAAAAUCCAUGCCCCACAUGCCCUCUACUGUUACUGAAUGACCUGCAGCACUAGAGAAGGAAAUUUGUCUGGAGUCAGGACUCAAAUGAUGAUGAGUUGAAUAAAAUGUCUUGUGGAUCCUUUUUGGUUAAUCUUCUGUAUAAUCCUGUAGUCCUGAGGCAGCAGGUGGAAAAGAAGGGCUGGAAAAAGCAAGUCCUUGAAGAGAAAGAGAUAACUGAAGCUUUUCCCACAAGUAUCUCAGAACUGCAGGACACAGUAUUGUCUGCUCAGGAUGUAAAAUCUGUGGUCUGUGGAUGAAGUUUCUCGUGGGAUAGUUGUGUCCAGCACAGGCCAGUGAGACUGAGUGGGAUUUAGCUUAAAGCUACAUUGAUCAUAAAUAUCCCUGAAGAGCCACGUAGGAACUUGGAACUCAAUUUAGCUCAUCA